AUGACAGAAUCUAUUUAAUUUCGUGGUCCAUUGGAAGUGGAGGGACCAGGUAUUCAUUCCAUAAAUUUAGAUGACUUAGAUGAUGAUGACAACUACAUGAGACCAGGCAUAGAAACAACAGGAUUACAAAAUCGUAAACAAAAAGAUUAGCCAAAAAAAAGGUCUCUAUAAUUUGCAGUCAUUUGUUUCUUUGCAGGCCUGUUGUACUUCUACUUUACAUACGAAUAACCUAUUACCCUCCAAACAGAAUUCGCUACCAAAACCACAUUUGGUUGUAAUAGACAACAUCAUUGGACCAAAAAAGGAUGCGAACUCAAUCCCAUUGGGUGCAAUUUAAGUGUUGAACAAGCAUCAUCUUGUGUAGUUUGUGAGCCAACUCAUCAUCUUUCACUUUAAGGAAUUUGUAUUGAGGAAUGCAAAGAAUCAAAUGGCUAAUUUUGUACAUCCAAGAACAACACCAAGAUCUCAAAUAUCUAUAAACCAAAAACCAACUCGUAUUCUUACUUUGAAAUACCUUACAUCCUGAUUCAUCAUUAAGACUCUGCUGGAUUGCUUUAUGUCUCCGAUGUUGAACUAUUUCAAUUAGAACCAUUCCUAUCCCUUAACUACACUGUAGUCAAAUUCGAAGACUACUUCUUAUUAAACAAUGAGGAAUUACAUCCAGCUUUUAAGCAGUUUUAAAACUUCAUUGAGAAGACCUUACUCAAUGGCUUAUCUAUCAACAAAACCUAUGUUGCCUAUAAGGACAAGUCUCAAGGUCUGCUCUCGUAUUUGAAUUCCCAAAAUAUAACAGACCACAUAUUCUUGGUUCAACCAACUGUUUUGGAAGCAAACUAAUUUUAUGAUGAAAUCUAUGAUGUUUAAUCAUAUGAUCAACUAAUUGCUAAUAGAACUUUUAAUGUCACUGUGCUUCAUACAGGAAGUGUUCCUGACGAAUUAAAAUGCAAGAAAAAUAGAUUAAUGCCUGAAUUAGAUAAUUUAGAUGAGAAGGACAACUCAAAUGAAAGUGAAACUACAAUAGAAGAAGAAGUCGACUGUUUUAAGAUAGAAGAAUCAUAAAUCAUUGAAAAAAUUGUACAUCCUAAUUGA
Molecule: messenger RNA, 1089 nt
Organism: Paramecium tetraurelia
Lineage: Eukaryota; Ciliophora; Oligohymenophorea; Peniculida; Parameciidae
Exons: 2
Source: RefSeq, a predicted model, not a curated record